GGGGAGUUUGCACUGUGUUGCCAACAAGUAACUCUGAGGGGAAUGAACCCUGAACUGCUGUCUGUGGGGAUAGCCUUUCUCUGAAAACUUUCACCAACAGGAACCUAGAGGAUAGCGCUAAGAGUUGUCAGGGAGAGUGCUUUCACAGCAGGAGCCUAACAUCCCUGCGAAAUCUUAAGGGCACACAAACCAUCUUCCAGCCUUCAGAUCUGGUUAUCUGAUCUCACGCCAGUGAAAUAAACUGGUCAUCAUGCGCUGGUUUGGGGAACAUAAAAUGAACACCAAAGCCCGUCGGCUUCACAUUCCCUAAAGUCUGCUGAGCCCUGUCUGCUCCGCAGCUGGGAUUACUCUGUGGGGUGUGAUUGGAGAGUCUGGCUCAGCUCCAGGGUAGAGAGAGCCUCUAUAUAUGCCCGGAGAGGGGAAAGCUGUAUCAGAGAGAGCUGGAGCCGCUUCGUCCUGCCUUCUCCCACGAUCUGCUCAAAGCUGAGGAAAUAACUGCUCGACAAAAUGUGCAAAGGAUUAGCUGCCUUGCCACACACAUGUCUGGAGAGAGCGAAGGAGAUCAAGACCAAGUUGGGCACGCUCCUCCAGAAGCCUGACUCAGCUAUCGACCUGAUCAUCCCAUACCCGGAGAAGCCAGAGAAGCCAGCCAAGGCCCAGAAGACCUCACCAGAUGAGGCUUUGCAGUGGCGUGAGUCCCUGGAGAAGCUCCUGCAAAAUGCUUAUGGGCUUGCCAGAUUCAGGAGCUUCCUUAGAUCCGAGUUCAGUGAGGAAAACAUUGAGUUCUGGAUUGCCUGUGAAGAAUACAAGAAAAUCAAGUCCCCCACCAAGAUGGCUGAGAAGGCCAAGAAAAUUUAUGAGGAGUUCAUCCAGAUGGAGGCACCUAAAGAGGUGAACAUAGACCACUGCACCAAAGCUGUGACCAUGAAGAACUUGGUGGAGCCAUCGGUGAGCAGCUUCAAUGAGGCUCAGAAGCGGAUCUUUGCCCUGAUGGAGAAGGACUCCCUGCCCAGAUUUGUGCGGUCAGAGUUUUAUCAAGAGUUAAUCAAGUAGCAAUGUAGCAAGCCUGUGCAAUGCAUUCCUUGCUAGGCAGUCACUGUGAGCCAUGCUAUUGCCUCUUUCCAAACCCCAGCUUUAGUCUGUAGCUGCUUUGCCUUAAAGAUACCAAACUGAGAAAGCACUCAACUGCACUGCUAAACUCCUUCCACAUUGUUUUGGACUCUCUCCUAUGUGCCAAGUGUCUCCUCUUCUACAGUCUCUUUCCCUGCUCCCUUCCCAAGAUCCCUGUUAUGAAAAAGCCCUAGUGAUUUUACCCAUUGGUCUUAGACUGCAUUACUGAGAGUCAUCUCAGCAGCCAGUUGACAACAAGCUUGUCCAGAGUACCUCCAUGGAGAUGCAGAGGAGGCUUGCAGGAGCCUUGGCACUCAUCUGUUACACAGAGCUGUGGCCUGUAGAUCUUAUCGGUCCUAGGUCUUGUCCACGCUACAGAGUUUUGUCAACAAAAGUUAUGCCGCCAUAGAGCAAUCACUUUAAUUAAACUGCUAUUGCAUGUCCAGACUAUGCUCCUUGUGUUGGCAGAGCGCAUCCACACUACCGGCUCUUCCAUCGACACACAGAGCAGUGCACUGUGGGUAGCUAUUCCACUGUGUAACUGGCCGCAGGGUGCUUUGGGUUGAGUUUGCAAUGCCUCGUGGGGCAGGUACAGCAUUACAUGAUGCAAGUUUCUCAUUCAAUGGACAUCCCACUAGAUUGCCAGCUGCUUUUCAACUAAAGUGUGUGUGUGGGGGGGGGGGGGGGGAAGAGCGUGUGACAGUGUGUGUGUGUGUGUAUAUGAGAGAGUGUGCGUGGGGGGAGUGUGUGUGUUGGGGGAGAGUGAGUGUGUCACUGUGCUGUCUUUGUAAGUCCAAACAAUCCUGAGGUGGAGGGGAGAAUGCCCCCCCACACACAACAGGCCCCUCCUUCCUUCCUGGCUCUGCACAGCACAGCAGUCUCUCCCCUAUCACCCUUGCUCUGUCUGUCACUGUGUUCCUAGUUCCAGGGAGAGCAGGACUCCACGUUAAGCCUCCUGUGUUUCCCUCCACGUUCUCCCAUAUAGUCAGAGAAUCAUACAAUAUCAGGGUUGGAAGGGACCUUAGGAGGUCAUCUAGCCCAACCCCCUGCUCAAAGCAGGACCAAUCCCCAACUAAAUCAUCCCAGCCAGGGCUUUGUCAAGCCUGAUCUUAAAAAUAUCUAAGGAAGGAGAUUCCACCACCUCCCUAGGUAAUGCAUUCCAGUGUUUCACCACCCUCCUAGUGAAAAAGUUUUUCCUAAUAUCCAACCUAAACCUCCCCCACUGCAACUUGAGACCAUUACUCCUCGUUCUGUCAUCAGCUCCCACUGAGAACAGUCUAGAUCCAUCCUCUUUGGAACCCCCUUUCAGGUACUUGAAAGCAGCUAUCAAAUCCCCCCUCAUUCUUCUCUUCCGCAGACUAAACAAUCCCAGUUUCCUCAGCCUCUCCUCAUAACUCAUGUGUUCCAGUCCCCUAAUCAUUUUUGUUGCCCUCCGCUGGACUCUUUCCAAUUUUUCCACAUCCUUCUUGUAGUGUGGGGCCCAAAACUGGACACAGUACUCCAGAUGAGGCCUCACCAAUGUCGAAUAGAGGGGAACGAUCACGUCCCUCGAUCUGCUGGCAAUGCCCCUACAUAUACAUCCCAAAAUGCCAUUGGCCUUGGCAACAAGGGCACACUGUUGACUCAUAUCCAGCUUCUCGUCCACUGUAACCCCUAGGUCCUUUUCUGCAGAACUGCUGCCAAGUCAUUCGGUCCCUACUCUGUAGCGGUGUAUGGGAUUCUUCUGUCCUAAGUGCAGGACUCUGUACUUGUCCUUGUUGAACCUCAUCAGAUUUCUUUUGGCCCAAUCCUCUCAUUUGUCUAGGGCUUUCUGUAUCCUAUCCCUACCCUCCAGCGUAUCUACCUCUCCUCCCAGUUUAGUGUCAUCUGCAAACUUGCUGAGAGUGCAAUCCACACCAUCCUCCAGAUCAUUUAUGAAGAUAUUGAACAAAACCGGCCUCAGGACCGACCCUUGGAGCACUCCACUUGAUACCGGCUGCCAACUAGAGAUGGAGCCAUUGAUCACUACCUGUUGAGCCCGACAAUCUAGCCAACUUUCUAUCCACCUUAUAGUCCAUUCAUCCAGCCCAUACUUCUUUAACUUGCUGGCAAGAAUACUGUGGGAGACUAUAUCAAAAGCUUUGCUAAAGUCAAGGAACAACACGUCCACCGCUUUCCCCUCAUCCACAGAGCCAGUUAUCUUGUCAUAGAAGGCAAUUAGAUUAGUCAGGCAUGACUUGCCCUUGGUGAAUCCAUGCUGACUGUUCCUGAUCACUUUCCUCUCCUCUAAGUGCUUCAGAAUUGAUUCCUUGAGGACCUGCUCCAUGAUUUUUCCAGGGACUGAGGUGAGGCUGACUGGCCUGUAGUUCCCAGGAUCCUCCUUCUUCCCUUUUUUAAAGAUGGGCACUACAUUAGCCUUUUUCCAGUUGUCCGGGACUUCCCCGGAUCGCCAUGAGUUUUCAAAGAUAAUGGUCAAUGGCUCUGCAAUCACAUCCACCAACUCCUUUAACACUCUUGGAUGCAACGCAUCUGGCCCCAUGGACUUGUGCUCUUCCAGCUUUUCUAAAUAGUCCUGAACCACUUCUUUCUCCACAGAGGGCUGGUCACCUGCUCCCCAUGCUGUGCUGCCCAGUGUAGUAGUCUGGGAGCUGACCUUGUUCGUGAAGACAUAGGCAAAAAAAGCAUUGAGUACAUUAGCUUUUUCCACAUCCUCUGUCACUAAGUUGCCUCCCUCAUUCAGUAAGGGGCCCACACUUUCCUUGACUUUCUUCUUGUUGCUAACAUACCUGAAGAAACCCUUCUUGUUAUUCUUAACAUCUCUUGCUAGCUGCAACUCCAGGUGUGAUUUGGCCUUCCUGAUUUCACUCCUGCAUGCCUGAGCAAUAUUUUUAUACUCUUCCCUGGUCAUUUGUCCAAUCUUCCACUUCUUGUAAGCUUCAUUUUUGUGUUUAAGAUCAGCAAGGAUUUCACUGUUAAGCCAAGCUGGUCACCUGCCAUAUUUACUAUUCUUUCUACACAUCGGGAUGGUUUGUCCCUGUAACCUCAAUAAGGAUUCUUUAAAAUACAGCCAGCUCUCCUGGACUCCUUUCCCCCUCAUGUUAUUCUCCCAGGGGAUCCUGCCCAUCAGUUCCCGGAGGGAGUCAGAGUCUGCUUUUCGGAAGUCCAGGGUCCGUAUUCUGCUGUUCUCCUUUCUUCCCUGUGUCAGGAUCUUGAACUCGACCAUCUCAUGGUCACUGCCUCCCAGGUUCCCAUCCCAUCCCAUUGGUCUCAUCAGCUCACAGACCAAUGAUCCACCCCUCCCCUGUACUCCAGGCAGGGCAGCGUGUUGCUCUCCAUGCUGAGUAAUGUCAAAGUUUCCCAGAGCUUUGAAAAGCGAGGGGUGCAUGCCUGCAGGGCAGCGGAGUUCAAAACAGUGAGCAGAGCAGUCACCGCAGGCAUUGUGGGAGACUGGGGGAGGCCAGUUACAUCGACAUAACGAACAGCAGUGUUGCUUUGUCGCUUUAACUUUACCGCAAAAUGCUGUCUGCCUCUCAUUGAGGUGGUUUUAUUUUGUUGGCAAAACAGGAGAGUUUUGCCACAAAAAGUAGCACUGUAGUGUGUACACCUCCAGUGUUUUGUUGAUAAAAGCUGUCUUUUGCAGACAAAACUGUAAACUGUAGACAAGACCCUAGUGUCCAAUGCUCUAGCUGGAUCUGAGCAGCCUUGAUUCAGAUAAACUCAGAUGAGAAUCAGAGAAGCAUCCAUACUUCAAUGUUUAUCCAAAACAACUACAUGACUGAGCUGCUAGACCCUGUGUCCUCACCCAUCCCUACUCGCACAUCAGGUUACACUGAUGUGAUAUCCUUGCCGUGACCAGCUGGAUGAAUUGAACAUGUUAAAUACUAAUGGCACGGAAAGGUUUUAAAAUACUCCUGCCUCUUCCCGCCACAACACAAGACCUUGAAGUGACUGUGCUCUAAGCGCUAGGACUCUGUGCUGUUGUGACAAUCUUUGCAGGAGGAGGUGUUUGACAGCGAGUCCCACUGAGUGAAAGCCACCUCAGUUCUUCUGAAGCAUUUGCUCUCUGGGGGCCCUGACACUGAGUCUGAGACCAGCUAGUGACAGGAUUGACUCUAAUUGCACUUUGUGUCCACACAGAACAUGGUGGCUACAUGGUUAGUAACCAUAGACAUGGCAGCAUCAGUGUCUUGCCCCUGGCCACGACAGAGACUGCCUCGUGGUUGCCUUCCUGGAUCCUGUGGGACACUGUUAUUUGCAAUGUAGAUCCUCCACACCCACAUCAAACUGUGUCCACAUGACUGGUUUGGCCUGCCCUCUCUCCUCCCUGCUUUCCAAGCGGGAGCACGGCCCACUUGCUGCUCGUUCAGCACUGUGGGGUUUUCCCAGCAUGCACUGAUCCAAUCACAGCCAGGCAGCAUGGAAGGCACAGGCACACAUGGGUGUCACAAGGUUGCUUUUGAAAACAGCUGCUGUGUGGACACAGGAAGGUCGGAUGAGAAUCACAAACUGGUAACAAUGAUGGUUCUAUUCAUGCCAUACCCAGGUACAGGGUGUAACUGGAGCUCCCAGACUGUGCUCUUCAGCUAGUAACACACUUCCCAUUGCCAGUGUGCUGCAGGAGGCUAUUGUGAGUGAUAGGCCCUUCAACACACCACCUCUGCUGGAACAAACAGUGCUCCUUUUGAGCUGGAGACAGGGAGAAGAAUAAAACAAAAAUAUCCAAAACACUGGGACUGCUGCCUAGCAACCCAGAGCUCUGCCUGCAUUAGAUUUAGUGAGCUUGUCAUUUCCAGAGCCAUAUACAACCCCACAAUGCCUGUGCACAGCCUUACUCAAUGCUCCCCAGGUGUUUUGAGGUGUGUUUGACUCGUCAGUGUGGGUGUCCUGCUGGUGAAAGCCUGUCCCAGUUAUUCUCUCAAGAGCAGCAUGCCAAAGUGAGAGUUCUGCACCAACCCAAAAGAGAAAGUUCAUUAGAGGAGGUAAAACUUGUUGAAAGAACAGUUUGGGUCAGUUGCUGAAAACAGCCCUGAAGAAAAGCCAUCAGUGGAAAUAGGAGAAAUAAAACCCUGGCGUCUUGAACAGAUGGCAAAUGGUGCUGAGCUUUGUGCAGUUCAUUUCCCUCUGUCCAGGCUCCUCAUUCUGUUUAGAUGGGGCAUACAUAUUUGUAUUGCUGACACAAUUGGCCAGCUUGUGUCCAAGCAGGAUGGCAGGGCCGGUGGGGCUUCUGGAUGGUGACAGACUUGUUUCAUUUUGAAAAAUAUUACAGCUCACAGACAUUAGUCUUUGCCCUUGGUUCCAGCCCAGCUCAGCAGCCACCAGAAGUUGUGACCAUCUGCAGACUUGGGGGGCGGGGGGUGGCCUGUGUGAAAUAAAGCUGGGGUCUCAACCCAGUUCAAACUAAGUGUCCAUCAGAAGCGUGAUUGGCAGUAACUGCUGGUGAAAAGGCCAGGGACUGACUGGAACUUGACAUGAAUGUCUUUUCUCCUCCAGGGGGGUUUCCUCGGUCCCAGUUGGCAGGUGCCAGGGUAGGAAGCCUGCAAUGCCACUGCUUGUAAUAAGACUGCCUGUGGCUAAAUACAGGACAUCAGUCUCCACAGUUGACGAUCCAGAAUUUUUAUUUUUUAAAAUCAGUUACAAAACUCUCCGCAGGCUGUUAAAAUGGGCCACCCACGCUCAGAAUCCAGAGCUGGCAAUCCAGAGCAUGGGAGACUGUGUGCAACAUGCAAUAAAAUAAACGAUGGGUCUGCAAACCUUUUAUACACUUACAAAAACUAUCAAAAAACCACCAUACCCAAAUAUUUACACCUUGUUUCCAUGGUGACAGAAUAAAAAUACAUGGCUAGCUGGGCUGAACAGUCCAGGAAACAAACUCUGUGGUAAUGCAUUUAUUUUUCUUUCUCUCAAGCAAAUGGCCUGGGAAAGUUAGAGGCCUCAUGACAGGGCCGCUGCCUGGUAUUCUCAUUCCCUUCCCCUGUGUGAAGAUGUAACACAGGGGUGGGCAAAUUAUGGCCCUUGGGCCAGAUACGGCCCACAAGCCGUUUUAAGCUGGCCCAUGAGCCACACCACAUGGCUCGGCCCCACUCUGGCGCUCCGGCCAGGGCGCUGGGUUGGGGCUGCACCAUGUGGCUCAGCCCUGCUCUGGCCGGGGUGCUGGGUUGGGGACCCUGUGCUCCUGUGCUCCGGCUGAGGCGCUGGGUCGGGGGCUGCAAAACGUGGCUCUCGGAAGCUGUGGCAUGGCCCCACUCUGGCUCCUACAUGCUCCAAUGAGAGCUGCAGGGGCGGUGCCUCCGGAUGGGGCAGGGUGCAGAACCGCCUAGCCGUGCCUCUGUGUAGGAGCCAGAGAGGGGACAUGCCACUGCUUCCAGGAGCCACUUGAGGUAAGCGCCACUCUCCAAUAUCUUCGAUCCCAGACCAGAUCACCCUCCUGCACCCUAAACCCAUGGUCCCCAACCCCACCCCAGAGCCAGCACCCUCUCCCGCACCCCAACCCCAAUUUUGUGAGUAUUCAUGGCCCGCCAUACAAUUUGUAUUGCCCAAUGUGACCCUCGGGCUAAAAAGUUUAACCACCCCUGAUGUAACUCCUCUGUCAGUCAGUCUGCAACGUGAUACAGUGGCAAUAUCACAAUGGGCCCAACCCAUUGCAAAAGGACCUCACACAUCUUUCACCUCCCCUUUGAGACAGUAAAAGAUUAGAGCAGAAAAUACCCCGCAACAGCAGCCUUUUUCUGUCUGGCUUUGAAGGGAAAUAGGUUAGGAACAGAACUGGGGCUAAGACCAAAACGGGUUCAGCAGUUACAAUAUAGGAGAGCCAUACCAUCGCUGGCCACAUUCACUCCUGGUGUAACUCUACUGAUUUUAGUGCAGGUAUCUCAGAGAAUGAGCUUGGUUCAGUAUGUCUCUGCAUAACACAGAUGGCCAUACAGUGCACACAGAAAUGCAGGCUCAAAGGGGCUCCCAGCAGAAAGACUCCCGCCUGUCAUUUACUUGUUUAAGAUGUUGCUGGAAAGACUGAAAUGCCUCACAGAUACAUCAGGAAUUCAAAUUUGUAAUCGCAAGUUAACCAAACAAAUCUUGUCUUAAUUGGCAAUAUAUUUAAUCCACUUCUCUCUCUUUCUCCAGUAAGACCUGCCCUAUGGACUGCCACCAAUGGGUGACUUCUUGUUAGUUUAAGGUAUCUGCACGUUUCCAGUUCUCUAGUUAAAAAGUCAUUCUCCAGUAGGUAUCUGGUUUGGCUCGUCCUUUGAGUGGUUGCUUAAAAUGCACAGUUCUCCAUACACAUAUAUGCACACACAUACACACUUGAUCACACACAUACACACAGUUUUUCAGUCAGUUUCUGCUAGGUGUCCAAAUUUGUUCAUGCAAAUUUUACAUGCUCAGCUGCUUGUUUGCCUAGUUAUCAGAUGUAUGCCUGCAAAACAGGUACUUCAGGGCUAACUAGCCAAUCUGAUCACAUAAACACGCAUGGGCAGCCAUUCCACACCCAAAAUUUAAGGGCAUCUUUUGAAAAUGUUAUCCUAAAAGCCUACUCUUGUAGCUAUCUGAUUUGGAUUCCAACACAUGUAAUCUUUGUUCCCUGAAUCCUGUGCAGGGUAAUUUACACAGGAGAACAAGUUGGGGUGGGUUGGGUAUUUAUGGUGAAGUCAGGACUGUGCCUUGCACUCAUUAAAAGGAAAGGGGGAUGCCAUAGGUAUCAAAUGUGCCAUAGGAACCAUGGGCAUAAGAUGUACAUUGACUAUUUCCUGACAGUUGAAGCUGUAAAAAGUGCUGUGGCUUAUUUUGGUAACCACUGGUGAGUACAUCCUAACCCGUGCUCUUCUACCAGAUACUCAAACUUCUCAGAUCUUCCCCAGUCAACCAGAUCUCUCAUAGUAAAUUCCUUAGAAAAUUCCUCUUUGUCUCAUGAAAGCACAGUGCAGUCAUGCCCAUAAAAACCAGAUAUUGGCUGUAUUAGGACAGCACAGCUAUGUGCUGGGUGGCCCUGUGCUGAGAUGUGGUUUGUAGCCUAAAAACUGCUUUAGUUUGUCAUGUGCUAUCACAACAACCUCUGGUGGCACCUGGGCAGCAAGACACCUUGGGCCUGGGUUUGAGUUCUUUUGAAAGUGUAGUCUAUCAGAAGCCCCUCCUGGCCUCCACUCCUGCGACAGAAAGGAUAAACCUCGUCUCCUAGAUACUUAAUUUUGAACUAGGUCCAAUUUAGCCUAGUUCUCCAUUAGCUACAGAAGGGCCUGUGCAAUGUGACCUCAGAAGCAUUUGGGAUUUCUAAAAGCUGUGUUUGUGUAGACUGUUCACUUUGUUUAUUCACUCUGGCAUUCAGACAGCAUGAAAAGUGACAAAUGACACCACCUGAUGAGGAAGCGGAUAAUUCUGAAACCCAAGCAACAUCUGCUAUGGGACCAAUAUCAUCUAUAAUGUGUCUGUUAUCAAGUAUUUUAUAUAUUCUCUGUUACUCUUACUUUUAUUAUGUUACACAUGUAUCAGCAUGAUAUAUACAACAUUAUAUAUUUGUAUUCUUAUAUACACAUUAUAUAUAUAUAUUAAUCAUGUUAACUUCACUUGAGUCCUUAGUGAGUCAGUGAAUCAAAACAUACCAUUUAAAUGCAUGUUAGCUAACAACAAGAUUGUUCACUUUUCACACUUGCCCAUUGCCUCUCACAGCCAUGAGCACUGAAUAGAAGUAGAAUGGUUUCAGGUAUUUUAUUGAGCUAAAACUCAGCCUUUCACUGGUAUCUUCCUAUCUGGUACAGAACCUGGAGAAUCUUCAGGACCAUAAUCUCUUUAAAUCUGCCCUUUGUGCACUGAACAGGUUAACAUCAUGUAAUGUCAAACCAAACCACAUCCCACUACAAGAGGUGAACAUCUGUAUGGGUCAGCUCCCAUGAUAAAGCCUGUCUUGUAGGGUGCUGAGUGGCUCCCCCAAGGGGCUCUUAUCCAUCCACACCCAUGGCCUCAGGACAGGAUGGUACAGGGUGUGUCCCCCCACAGAGGCAUUGCCAUGUCAGGGCAGUGCAGGCUAGGUCAACUGGGUCUGUUCUGUAACAUGCAUGUAACCUUCAAUAUAACCAGAAUAUAAACAUUUUAUCACUGA
Messenger RNA from Chelonia mydas (Green sea turtle), 10177 nucleotides. RefSeq names its product regulator of G protein signaling 5. Lineage: Eukaryota; Metazoa; Chordata; Testudines; Cheloniidae. Bases 508 to 1053 code for a protein of 181 amino acids. The record is from RefSeq and is a predicted model, not a curated record. The transcript is spliced from 5 exons.